AUGAUAAGAGUUGAAGUCGAACGCUCACAUACUCAUGCAUACUCCUCAUCCUACCCAAGCCGCUGGGUACGGCACGGUGGUUUUCACGGGAUGUUGAUCCCUCCUACGCCGACCCGGGAACGCCUAUGGUCCGGAUUGACUGAUGUCACAUGGCAGUUAAUCUGGCGCAGCUCUAUCAAAAUGCGCACCGGCCAAUCGAGAGAGGUAUACCUGCAACACCACCGCUCCGAGAUGGAUGCUGCUCUCGAGACACAUCGCUUUCUGCUGGGCCUUCAUAACUGGAACCUAAACAAGGGGGGGUUCUGUCAGAGCAGGCUGUUGUGGAGACUGACAAUCAAUGGGAUGAUCUUGCGCCAUGCCUUGCUUAGGCGGACGCGAGCGCAUGCAUUCAUCCUUGCAGCGAUCAGGCUAACAAGGUCAGUUGACAAAAUAUUCGAGACUUCAUCUCAACAUUCCCAUGUAAUCAUGAUUUCCGCAACCAAUAAUAGUCGCCUCGCGAUAAUAGAGUCGCAACCGAAAAUCUGCUAUCGAUCUGGCCGAAUACCGCGCCAGUAUGGAUUAGUGGUGCCGGUGUAUGGACAAGAUGGUCCCAAGAUCACACAGUCCUGCCUACUGACAUAUUCCUCAUGUGCUUCGAAAGGAAUUUAUCGACAAUUCGAGCGUUCGAAGAAUGACCAGUUCUCGGAUGAGAAGAUGGACUUCUUGUUGAUCAGGCUAUCUUCGAUUCUAUACUCCUGCCAAUUGAUCCUAACCUUCUUGCUCCAACCGCAAUAUCGUGGUUAUGAGCGAUCGAGAAACGUUAGUUUUUACGACGGCAAGCCUUGGGGCAGCAAAUUAAUGCUUUUUGCAAACAAGUUGACAUGGAUAGAUGGCUAUCCAGAUCUGACGGAGGGCGCUUCUGAGCCUAUUCCUCUCGAAGAGCGAGAACCUUUUUUGGCGCGCGCAGGCCCCAUUUCUGAUGUGCUCGAAGGCAUGUCUGUCGUCAAAGUCCUAGACGCAGGGACGUCGAUUCACAAGCAGCACAUGGCUUCCCCUCUGGCUAUCAUCGAUCUCAAAGCCCAGCAGAAGAUUGACCACUCUAACGACCACGAAAUUCUUUCCUAUCUGCCAACCCACUUGGGUGCUAUGGCGAUGGCUCGCGAGCAAGCUUCGAAGAACACAAGUAUGACCACGAACAGCCACUUGGACACUUCGCAGGCUGCCAUUCUGCUCAGCAAGCUCGAGAAGUAUUUUCAGAGGAACUGGAAUUGGAACUACGACAGCAAGUUUCCGCAAGAUCUGCGUAUUUCCUCAAAGGUAUUCCGGGAAGGAUCGAGAAGCAACUUGAGCGACCGAAACAUCAUUCAUGACCACCAUACAUCAACCUCGCCCGCUACACGCGCAAACUCCCGGCCAGAGAAAUUCCAAGCCUGCCCCUAUAUCCACACAUCUCAACGAAGAAUUACAAAAGCCAUUUAA
Molecule: messenger RNA, 1458 nt
Organism: Pseudocercospora fijiensis CIRAD86
Lineage: Eukaryota; Fungi; Ascomycota; Dothideomycetes; Mycosphaerellales; Mycosphaerellaceae
Exons: 17
Coding region: 1-1458 (485 amino acids)
Source: RefSeq, a predicted model, not a curated record